Physella acuta is the source of this 2114-nucleotide messenger RNA. Its product is annotated as outer dynein arm-docking complex subunit 3. Lineage: Eukaryota; Metazoa; Mollusca; Gastropoda; Physidae. The record is from RefSeq and is a predicted model, not a curated record. Gene Ontology annotation, biological process: cilium movement; outer dynein arm assembly. Gene Ontology annotation, cellular component: ciliary basal body; ciliary tip; cilium.
CAUGACAACGGAAGUAUCCCUGAUAAACAUGUUGUAUAUCUGUUAGUUAAUUCAGAGCUAGGUACUUUACAACCCAUCAAGAAAAAAAACAAUCUUUUUCUGUGGGAUGCUAAAACGAUAACAGUAAAAUGCCUAGUAACAACCCCGCCGUCCAAAGGCCUAUCUCUGAGCAGAUAGAAGAACUCAAGGCAAAGAUUUCGCUACUUGAGGGAGAUAGGAAAGCAUACUAUGAAUCUUCUCAAUAUGCCUUGAAAAAGAACAAAGAGAAGAUAACAAAUCUGAGAAAAGAGACAAAAGAACUGAGGCAACGCUUAAAGGACAAACUUUCGCAAGAUUCCCAUGUCAUCAGUAAAGCCUUUCAUGACAGACCAGUGGAGAAGGCAGCUCUGUCUAACAAGUCAGGCAGGCAAGCUAUAACAAUUUUUGACAACAAAGUGUGUGACUCCAUGAAGCAGCUGAACAACAAACGCCAUGUCACCGCCCGCAAACAAAAAAAGCUGGAGGAGCUACAGACCCAGUAUGACCAGAUGUCCAAAGACUCGUCUGACGCAGCUGAAUGUGACAAGGGGGACUCGGCCGAGGCUCAGAACAUGCGAUACCUAGAGAAUAGCUACGACAAAGUGGCUUUAAAAACAGAGGAAGCCAAACAAGUGCAGCGAGUUUAUCUGGACAUCAAACACAGGUUUGAAGUGGAAUCUCAAGAGUACCCCACCAAACUUGAUGCCCUGGAAACAGAAAUAAGAGACACCAGAGCCCAGCUGAAAGACUUGAAGGCCAUGCACAAUGAUGCCCAGAUAUCCAAAGAGGCUGCAGUCAAUGACCUGCGCAACCAUGAAGAAACUGUGUACGCAGACAGGAAGAAACGAGAGAUUGAGCUGCAGAAGAUGAAGAAGGAAGCAGAGGAAAAGAAAAUGCAACAUGAAAGAAUUGAAAAAAGAUUGGCCCAGCGUGGCAGCAUCCAGCAAGAUGAACUCAGCCCAGAACAGAAGGCAGCCCUGACAGGGGAGGACCAUCAGCAGAAGAUAACAACUUAUGAAGAGGCCUUCAGACGCAUCAAGGAGUGUACUGGUGUCUCUGAAACAACGGAAGUGGUUGUGAGGUUUGAAAACCAGGAUGACACAACCAAACAUUUGGAGGAGCUGAAGAAAGAGAAUGAGAAACAAAUCAUCAGACUGAGGGAGGACAAGGAGAAACUGCAGCAGGAGUAUGAGGAGAUGAAGUACUCAGGGGAGGCGAAACUCUCCAGUGGGCAGGCCAUGCUGGAGGAGUUCCAAGCCCACUUAGACAAAGAGAAAGAGAGGAGGGACAAAGCUGACCAGCAGCUGCAGAAUUCCAGCCGCAUCCUGGUGCAGGUCAAGUCAGGUGUAGAGCACCUGGCUGACAAGUUACAUCACAUCAAAGCUACAAAGGGUCACGUGCCCUCUGCCCAGAUCGCCCCCACAUCAAACGAGUAUGUUUUAGACCAGCUGUCCGUGUCUGAAGAAAAACUGACCAAAGUCAUUGAAGAGCUGGACGGCAAAGAUCUGCAGGAGAUCUCUAAACAAAUGGAGGAGGAGGAGUUCCACGCCAGCAUAGAAGGGAAGUUACCUGCCUACAAUACAAGGGUCAAGUUACCUCAAGCACAAAGAGAUCUGGCAUUUGGGGAAGAAGAUGAUGACAGUGGUGAAGACGAUCUGGAUGUUCCCAAUAGAUCGGCCAUUAAAAAACAAUCAGAGUUUAUCGUGGAGAGUAAAACAAAGAGAAGGGUCCCUAAAAAGAAGAAGAAGAUGAAGUAAACAAUAACAAUGUGUUUUAACAGAUUCAACUUGUUUAUGUGUAGAAGUUAAAAUUUUAAGAAUGUUUCUGUAUCUUUAAGGGGAGAUAAAUGCAAAGCUAAAAAAUUGUUAUAAUUGUACCAUUGCUCUCCCCUGUAUAAAAAAAUAACCGCUGCCAUUACUACAGUAGUAAUUUCUUUAUAACUGCUGAUAUUAUUUUUAGAAUAUUUUAACCCUUAAUGGCUAGUUUUGUUGUGACAAAAUUCACUCCUUAUAAGGCACAAGUAUUAAAUAAUUAAGUUCGUUAAUUCUUUCUUGUAAGUUUUGAUUUUGUGGAAUAAAAUAGUUUUAUAUAAUUGU